Gongylonema pulchrum is the source of this 378-nucleotide messenger RNA. Lineage: Eukaryota; Metazoa; Nematoda; Chromadorea; Rhabditida; Gongylonematidae. The record is from the annotation of a GenBank genome assembly.
UUUGCCCAUCUCUCGCUGUUUCAGGACGGAAAGAUUUAUGUGAAUGGAGUAUUAAAAGGCGAGGCUACCAAGGAAAACUUGGAGGAAAUUAAGGUCUACAAUGAGAAAAUGCGUGAAUGGACAAAAGCCUUGCACAGCAACAUGUUUGAGACCAUGAAAAGAAUCAUUGACGAUAUGUUUGGUGACCACGGUUCAUUCUGGCAAAAUCUUUCUGGGCCAUUCUGGAAAACAGUAAAAGCAUACGGACCGGACAGUGAACCGACGAAGCCAGCAACAUCCCCGAAAGAGCCAGAGAAACCGGAAAAACCGGAAAAACCUCUGCCAAAACUUCCGGAAACGAUGCCUUUGCCUGAACCACCGUCUUUCUGUAAACCGUGA